GCUUCCAGAAUAACAAGCAAGACAACUUUUACAUGACUGUUGUUGACCAGUCCCUUCCGUGCAUGGGUUUGGUAUGCUAUGGUUGGUUUUUUGAAAGGAUUGGACAAAUUCUUUGAAUUAUUCUCAGGGAGGACUGACUCCCUGAAGGCAGUACAGAUGCUGUGAGAAAGACAUCAGCAGGGUGGCUAUGUAUGUUCCUCUGAUCUCUGUGACUGCUGAGACUCUGGGAAGCUGUCCUUCUGAUUGAUACGGGGGAAAAUGCCGAAACUAGUGGCUACAGAUGUCUUUAAUUCCAAAAACCUGGCCGUUCAGGCACAAAAGAAGAUCUUGGGCAAAAUGGCGUCCAAGUCUAUCGCAACCACCCUCAUCGACGACACAAGCAGUGAAGUGCUGGAUGAGCUGUACAGGGUGACCAAGGAGUACACCCAGAACAAGAAGGAGGCAGAGAAGAUCAUCAAAAACCUCAUCAAAACCGUCAUCAAGCUGGCCAUCCUUUACAGGAAUAACCAGUUCAACCAAGACGAGCUGGCGCUGAUGGAGAAGUUUAAGAAGAAAGUUCAUCAGCUUGCUAUGACGGUGGUCAGCUUCCACCAGGUGGACUUCACCUUUGACCGGAACGUGCUGUCCAAGCUGUUGAACGAGUGCAGAGAGAUGCUGCACCAGAUCAUCCAGCGCCACCUCACCGCCAAGUCACACGGACGGGUUAACAACGUCUUUGAUCACUUCUCAGAUUGUGAUUUCUUGGCGGCCUUGUAUAAUCCCUUUGGAAAUUUCAAACCCCACUUACAGAAACUGUGUGAUGGUAUCAACAAAAUGUUGGAUGAAGAGAACAUAUGAGCAUGUGAGUUGAGAUUGUGACUGCUCAUGAUUUAUUUGAAGAUGGAGCUCUGCUGAUUUAUGAAGGAAAAAACAAGAAGAAUGUUUUAAAAGAUUACACAUAUUUCAGAAAGACUAUGCCCAAUUCAGUUGUCAGACAUUCAUGGUAAUGUUUUAUGAGGCUUGUUUUAUUUGAAGAAAAAUGUAUUGGCAAAUAUUCUGGUUAAAAACUUCUCAACAGUUAACAGAUCAUGGGAAAGAUGUAUGGUUGCAUGAUGCAAAUACAGAGUUAUAUAAAGAAAGAUACGUGUGGCUCCAAACCUCAAAGACAUCUUUUUUUUAGGGCAGUUGUGUUGGUGGCACAUUGGAUAUUUCUAACGUGUACAGAGUUGUGUAUUUUGGUUCACCUUUAUUCCUUACUAUAUAUGUGUACCUCUUUUAAAAAGCCAAGAACCCCCUCUUACUGUCAUUUCUCCUUUUGAAGCAAUUCCAUUUUCAAGUUUACCUUUUGUUAAAGAUUCUUUUGUUAAAGACUUUCUCAUUGACAUUCAAAAGUUCCAUCUUAAUUAAGACAUUCCGGUUUUAAGACAGUCGAACCCUCAGAAAAAUAGAAAACUGCUUCUCUGAAAUCAGUAUUCUAGAAAUCAGUUGUAUUUGACAUUAUGAAUAAUUUAGUCAAACAUAAGACUAUGCUUCUGGAAUCAAGUCCUGUUUCUUAGUAGCAACAGUAAUACUUCCUCAAACAUGAAAAUUCCCCCAAAUGACAUGCCAUUUGCCUUGAAAUGCUUGCUGAGGGCUUAACUUGUAUGUCAUCUUGAAAAUGUGCUGAUGGAAUCUCCAUUUUUCAUGUCUGUUUUAAAUGUAAGAAACAAAGAGAAAAUCUAGAUCAUUCCUAAUAUUGGGACUAUAAAAAGUAAAUGCUUUUAAGAAUGAUAAAACAAUCUAUACUUUAGUGGUGAGCCCAUCAGAAUAAUUUAAUUUAGGAGGAGGAGAGGCAAAAGGGAAGAACGAAUCUUGCUACAAGAACAUGAGAAUGAAUGCAUUUCAAUGUUUAGUAAGGUUUGAUAGGUAAAUAAAGUGUUACUUUUUUAUUUAACUGAUAAGAUUUUGCUGUUUUGUUAUUUGCUGUUUUGAUGAGUAAACCAAAGAAUAUUUGCAUUCCAA
Molecule: messenger RNA, 1980 nt
Organism: Odocoileus virginianus texanus
Lineage: Eukaryota; Metazoa; Chordata; Mammalia; Artiodactyla; Cervidae
Gene: TNFAIP8
Product: TNF alpha induced protein 8
Biological process (GO): regulation of apoptotic process
Cellular component (GO): cytoplasm
Molecular function (GO): cysteine-type endopeptidase inhibitor activity involved in apoptotic process
Source: RefSeq, a predicted model, not a curated record